AACAACGGUCAUAAUGAGCCCAUUAUAAAUAGAGCCCGCACAAAUAUCCAAACCCAAAGAGUCGACGCGGUAUAUACAGGAGAAUUUGGAGAAUUCCGUCGAGCGAGGAUCGACCGCCUUGGAACGGUGGCUCAAGCUCUUGUCGCCUCUUAGAUCCGCAAAUUGGUUUUACCUCGCUGUCUUGAGUACUUGAAGCUUGACUUGCUACCGUGGUUGAAGAUUGUGGAUAUCGAGGUUCUAAAUAAUGUCCAGCAAGAAGGAAGAGAAAGCUCAGGCAGCAGCUGAGAGGAUCAAGGCUGCCGCAUUGAGUGCUGCAAAAGGCCUUAGUCGUGCCCAAGCCGAAAGGGCUGCGGCUGCAGCUGCCCGCAAUGUUAAUGCUUAUGGGCAAAAGGAAGAAGGGCCUAGCCGAUGGCAAGAGAAAAGGGAAGCUAAACGGCAGAUGUACUUGAUGAGUACAGAAAAACAAGUGAGAUUGGGUGAAAGAAAAGACCUUAAGUCUACUAUGUCCACUGCUGGUGGCAGUGCUCAGUGCCAGAAAUGUUUUCAAACCGGACAUUGGACUUUUGAGUGCAAGAAUGAAAGGGUUUACAUGGCACGUCCCUCAAGGACACAGCAGCUUAAGAACCCUAAAUUGAGGAUGAAGCUUUCCAUCUCAUACGAUCUGGAUAAUCCAGAUCCUAAGGAGGAGAAAGGUAAAUCAUCUAAGAAAAGCAAGAGGAAGCAUAGAUCAGAUUCUGAUUCUGGCAGUGAUAGCGAGGCUUCAGUUUUUGAAAGUGAUAGUGGGGGGUCAUCCGUUACAGAAACAGAAUCUUCUUCCGAGGAAGAGAGUUCAGAUUACAGCUCUUCCUCUGGUUCAGAGGAAGAGAGGCGUCGUCGCAGGAAGAAAAAGCAGAAGAAGAAGGGGAGGAGGGGGAGGCACAGCUCGAGUUCUGAAUCCUCCGAUUCUGACUCCGGUUCAGAAUCUGACUCUGAUGAUAGGAGCAGCAGGAGGAAAAAGAGGCACAGCAGAAGACGCUAAAAUUAGGUGGUCAAGCAGAAAGGCAGAUGAAUAUUUCAUAUCAGCUUCGCUUAUAUCCGUGUUGCUAUUACGUUAAGCAACUGACCCUCUUACAGGAGGGAAGCAAAUAUAAGUCUAGUAGAUUUGUUGCUGAUCAUUUCUUUUCUUCUGUUCUUGCUUUGUGAUGUAAUAAUCGCCAGUCAAAAGUAGUUUUUUGUAGCAUGUGAAACUUGUUAGUAUGUUCUUGAGUUUUCUAUGUAAAAGAAACUUGAUUUUGCAAAUCGAAGCGGUUCUCUCAUUCUGUUUU
This is a messenger RNA of Jatropha curcas, 1304 nucleotides long. Its product is annotated as zinc knuckle (CCHC-type) family protein. The record is from RefSeq and is a predicted model, not a curated record. Lineage: Eukaryota; Viridiplantae; Streptophyta; Magnoliopsida; Malpighiales; Euphorbiaceae. Gene Ontology annotation, molecular function: nucleic acid binding; zinc ion binding.